Molecule: messenger RNA, 2760 nt
Organism: Cutaneotrichosporon cavernicola
Lineage: Eukaryota; Fungi; Basidiomycota; Tremellomycetes; Trichosporonales; Trichosporonaceae
Exons: 3
Coding region: 1-2760 (919 amino acids)
Biological process (GO): spliceosomal complex disassembly
Cellular component (GO): U2-type post-mRNA release spliceosomal complex
Molecular function (GO): nucleic acid binding
Source: RefSeq, a predicted model, not a curated record
AUGGCAAGGCGGAAGAAGGACUUCCUGGAUGACGGAUCCGACUCGGACGCGUCCAACCAGUCCGGCAGCGAGGACGGCUUCGACUCGCAGGAAGACCAAGAUUCCCGCGCCGAGAGGCGUCUCUUCGAGCACCGCCGCAAGCGGCCUAGGACGAUGGGUAACGGCAAGGCCGCCGCAUGGGAGGGCGUCUUCGGAGAUCGCGACGAGAGCAGCAGCGCUCGGCGUCCUGGAGACCACCGUGCACGAGGGGGCAGUGCAAGGACUGACUGGACCAAAGCCCCUGCCUUCGUUUCGAAGAUAGAUGUCGCUAAAAGCGAUACAGAGUCCAACGGGACCCCGGCCGAGACCUACGACGAUUCUGGCGAGUCGAGCUCAAGCCACGAGACGGACUCACGCGACCCAACCCCCCGCAUUGCUGAAGAGGAGGAAGAUGUACCUCGUACUGGCCUCGGCGGCGGAGGCAUGGGGGUACGCUCAGGCCGUGGGCAAUCUGGCCUGGGGUUCCGCGUAGCUACCGCGUCAACGAGCUCUCCCAAACCGGCAGAGGCGCCCAAACCGGAGGACACACCCAAGUCAGCCUUUGGACGCGCGGCGUCUGCUUUCCAGCAAAUGCAGGCUGGAUCAUCGGCUACGAGGUCCAACUUUCAACAAAGCCGAUCGUCAACCCCUGUUCAACAAGUAGAGCUCACGCGCGCUGAAAAGGCCCAUUUCUCUUCGAUCGCUGGCGGCUUUGGUGCCCAGUUUCUCGCCAAGCAGGGAUGGGAGCCAGGUAAGGGUCUUGGCCUGAACGAGGACGGUCGCGCUGUUCCCGUCGCCGCGGGUGCCGUGAUGCGUGGAGAAGGUAUUCGGUCGGGCAUUCGAACAGAGGAUAGCAAGCGAGAAGCCCGGAGGAAGGGCGAGCUGGUAGAAGAGGAGCCAAAGUCGAACAAGGCUCAGCGCAAAGGUGGCCAACGUGCAGGUCCCAGUCGGGAGGGUUGGACAAAGCACAAGAAGGUCAAGGUCAAGGUCGAACACAAGACGUACGAGCAACUGCUCGCAGAUCAAAGCACGGACCCGACGCGGCCGGGUGUUGGUCUCGUCAUCGACGCUCGAGGAGGCGACCUCAAGACGGUGGAAUCCAUAUCCGAGCUUUCUCUGUCCAGCUGGACACCGUCAACAGACGUAACACAGCUACCAGAGCUGCGACACAAUCUGCGCUUGGUUGUGGACGUCACUCGUGGCGAGGUCAACAGUCUCGUCAAAGAGGGCAAGGCCGUUAACGAACGCAGGCGAUGGACUUUGCGGGAUGAGGAGCGGUCACGGCAGAUGGUGGACGAGUCUGCCAAUGAACUCAAGUCUCUCGAGGUCGUCCAGUCGUCAUUGAAGACAAUUUCGACUAUCAGUCAGCGCGAAGUGAGCGAGGAGUCGUUCUCACUACGACCUCUCGAAGACGCCUUCAACCGCCUCCUCAUUGAUCACGAUAAGGAAUACCGGUUACUCGGCCUGGACGACGUCGUUGUCGGCGCAAUCGACGUGGUGUUACGCAAGCCUUUUGCUCAAUGGCAGCCGUUCGACGUUUCGGCUGACGCACUCCUUUCGACGCUCAAGCCGUGGAAGAAGGCAUUCAACCUCGAGGGAACGACACCUCCGGACGCUCCGGACGGGACGAGCAACCGAUCGAUGACAGCUUGGGAGAGCCUGUUAUGGCACCGUUGGCUGCCCAAGGUUCGGUCAGCGAUCAACAACGAGUGGGAUGCCAUGGAUCCUCAUCCGGCAGUUCAUCUCAUCGAGUCGUGGGACCCCAUCCUCCCAUCCUUCAUUCACGACAACAUCCUAGACCAGCUCGUCCUGCCAAAGGUGACUUUCGCGGUCGAGGAAUGGACGCCCGCCAAUGGUCGCAAUGUGUCACUGGCCUCCAUCAUCUUCCCUUGGCUUCCCCUCAUGGGCGAGCGCGUAGGGGAGCUGCUUGAGAGCGGCAAACGCCGUGUUCGUACCGUGAUCCGGAAAUGGCAGCCCAAGGACGGUGUUCUUUCCGAGCUGCAGCGCUGGCGUGACGACAUCUUCUCGACGCACGAGUGGGACAAGCUCAUGGGUGACCAUGUACUCGGCAAGCUAGGCAAUGUUCUUCGCGACGGCUUCAUCGUCAAUCCUCGCAGCCAGGACAUGAAACCGCUCAGAGACGUCAUCCUGCCCUGGCACACUCUCAUCCGCAAAUCCAACUUUGUCCGCCUCUUUGAGCUCGAGUUCUUCCCGAAGUGGCUCGAAGUGCUGUACAUGUGGCUCACGCACCCCGCUUACAAUGCGGACGAGGUCGCACAGUGGUUCGAGAUGUGGAAGGGAGUCUUCCCACUCGACAUCGUGCAGCACCAAGGGAUGAGUCACGGGUUCAAUACUGGGCUUAGGCUUAUGCGUGACGCCGUCGAGCUGGGGCCAGCGGCUCAUACCAAGCUACAGAAGCCCAAAUACAGUCCCAUUCGCUCUGGGUUCAAGUUGGAGCCUUCACCGCCAGCGGCCAAGCCUGUCAUCCAGCGCAUGCCUGCUCCCGAGGAUAUCACAUUCCGUUCCAUCGCCGAAGAGGUCAUCGCCGAGAACGACCUUCUUAUGCGUCCCCUCGGCAAGUCGCACGCGAUCACGGGCAAACCGCUCUUCCGUAUUGGCAAGACGGUGGACGGCAGGGGCGGGGUAGUGGUGUACUUUGGCGACGAUGCUGUAUUCUCACAAGUCGAGGGUGGAGCAUUCCGUGCGACAUCUCUCGAGGACGUAGUUGAGAGAGCUAGCUAG